This is a messenger RNA of Exophiala dermatitidis NIH/UT8656, 1299 nucleotides long. RefSeq lists its product as uncharacterized. Gene Ontology annotation, molecular function: FAD binding. The coding region runs from base 1 to 1299 and encodes 432 amino acids. The transcript has a single exon. The record is from RefSeq and is a predicted model, not a curated record. Lineage: Eukaryota; Fungi; Ascomycota; Eurotiomycetes; Chaetothyriales; Herpotrichiellaceae.
AUGGCGGCCUUCAAAGCCCUGAUCGUCGGUGGAGGCGUCGCUGGUCCAACCCUCGCGCACUGGCUGGCACGCAUAGGCGCCCAUGUAACUCUGAUUGAGCGAUUUCCACAGAUACGAGCAUCCGGUCAACAGGUGGACCUCCGCGGUCAAGGGGUGGCCAUGAUGAAGAAGAUGGGCAUCGAAGAGGCAGUGCGAGCAGCAGUUGUGCGCGAACCGGGUACGCAGCUCAUCGACAUCCAUGGCCACGUCAAGGCAUUCUUCCCGGCCGCGACCGGCGGCACAGAGAGGCAGAGCAUAACAUCCGAGUACGAGAUCAUGCGCGGCAACCUGGUCAAGAUUCUGUACGCACUCACUGAAAACCGACCCAACGUACGGCAUUUGUUCAACACGACCAUCACGGGUUUCACGCAAGAUGAUGAGGCAGACUCCAACGGCAAAGUCCAUGUGACCUUUGCAGACGGACGCCAAGAGGACUUUGAUCUACUCGUUGGCGCCGACGGGACGGGUUCAAGGACUCGCAAAAUGAUGCUGGGCCCAGACGCCCCUGAUCCACGUCACUGGUUGGGAGGCUACAUAGGUUACUUCAGCGUCAAAGCCGAGCCAGGGGACUCUGAUCGGCUCACUGUCUGCGUGUUGCCGGGCGGUCGAGUGCGCCGAAUCAUCAUGACGAGAAAGGAUAUCCCGGAACUGACUCGUGUUUAUAUGAUGUUCCGGGGGAAAGAUGAUGCCCUUGAUGCGGCGAUGAAGUCGGGAGAUUUGUCCCAGUUGAAGAACGCACUGGCUGAUCUGUAUCAAGAUGGCGGAUGGCAAUGUGAGCGAUUCAUGAAUGCACUGCGACACGACCCGGAGGCCAAUGACCUGUACUUCACGCCGUUGGAAGAGGUCCAUCUUCCUAAAGGGUCUUGGUCCCAAGGGCGGGUUGUUCUGAUCGGUGAUGCGGCACACUCGUCGACCGCAGACGGGUACGGAACCACAUGGGGCAUGGUAGGCGCUUAUAUUCUGGCCGGGGAGAUUGCCACGCUGUUGAAAAGAGACAAGUUGUCGCCGACCGCGGUUGUGAUUCAGGCGGCAAAGAACUACGAGGACAAGUUUCGACCCAUAGCCACUGCAAGUCACGGCGGCAGCCAGUGGUUUGAGAACCUGGCCUCACCCACGUCGACUUGGGGUAUUGCCAUUUUGCAUGCCUUUGCAAGGCUAGUGGCAUAUUUCCGAGUUGAUCAAAUGGCCGGUCUCAGUAAUAAGCAGUCCAAGUGGAAGCUCCCCAAAUAUCCUGAACUGGACCAGGCGAAUGAAGCAUGA